AUGAAUACAUCAGUUAGUGGGGUUGUAGGCGGAGCCGCUGUAGGAGCCGCUUUGGAACUGCUGUUGAUAUUAUUGGUCAUUCCCGUUACCCGGAAGCUGGCUCGUUUCAGCUCGGACCUCAACCGCUUGAGAUUAACUCUCCGCCUCAUCCAACCCAUCCUCCUCGAACAUGAUGAGUUGGUCACUCGAGCGGAGAAUAUGGUGCAUAUGUGUUCCCAGUUGAGAUGGUGGAGAUUUUUUAUGAGACUGUACUACUCAGUGAAGUUGAUCCAGCUGGAAGCUGAGCUGCUUGGCAUCUUGCAGGUGAAUGUGGUGGCCCUUCUUUUCCGGGAGAGUGUUAGGGCUUCGGCUAUGGUGAGUCAGUUGGAGGAGAAGGUGGAUGAAGCUAUCGGGAUAAUCAAAUUGUAUGCAGUUGCCAAUGAUCGGAAUAUUGUUUGUGGUUGCGGCUUAUCCGUGUCUCCCGAUUCUGCUUAG
Messenger RNA from Striga hermonthica, 474 nucleotides. Lineage: Eukaryota; Viridiplantae; Streptophyta; Magnoliopsida; Lamiales; Orobanchaceae. The record is from the annotation of a GenBank genome assembly.